GCAGAAUGGGUCGUGGGUGAAGCGAUCGUCAGUGCUGAAGCUCGCGUUGCCGCCGCCCGCCAUCCCACGUCACACCUUCAACGCCCAAACGUGGUUCAGGCGCCCAAAUUCACUCACCACGCGACAGGGACAGAAACAGAAGGACAAUCGAAGAAAAAAGCAGGAAACUGAGAGAAGAAGUCAGACAAAAGUGGAGGAGCACACCCGAGACGCCACCGUCACACAAAUCCGCUGCAUGCAGGCGCCGGUGAUGGGCCUCGAGCUGCUGCUGCUGCUCUGCUGAACAAACCGGCUUGCAUCUGAACCUACCGACCGACCGCGUACCAGGCUGGCUGUCGUCCCGUGACCCGGCAGCAACACCACCUCCAACCUUGUCCGCUCCUCCGACAUGCUGCCCAUCCGCCCCGGCCUGUCGAGGCAACUCUCCGCCGCCGCCAUGCAGGUCCCCAUGAUAUCGUGUCCGCUGAAGCAGACGAACGAGAUUGACUGGAUCAUCCCAAUCAAGCAACACAUUCGCUCCGCAUACGGCGACGAUCCCGAACGAUACAAUGACGAAUGCGCCGCUCUCAAUCGUCUGCGCCAGGACAUGCGAGGUGCUGGGAAAGACAGCGCGGCGGGGAGAGAUUUGUUGUACAGAUAUUAUGGACAACUCGAGUUGCUGGACUUGCGAUUUCCCGUCGAUGAGAACCACAUCAAAAUCAGCUUUACGUGGUUCGAUGCAUUUACCCACAAACCCACCAGCCAGUACAGCCUGGCGUUUGAGAAAGCGAGCAUCAUUUUCAAUAUCUCAGCAGUAUUGAGCUGUCAUGCUGCGAAUCAAAACCGCCAUGAGGACACCGGGUUGAAGACGGCCUAUCACUCAUUUCAGGCAAGCGCGGGAAUGUUUACGUACAUCAACGAGAACUUUCUACACGCACCUUCGACGGAUCUGAGCAGAGAGACUGUCAAGACGUUGAUCAGCAUCAUGUUGGCGCAAGGGCAGGAAGUGUUCAUUGAAAAGCAGGUGGUGGAUAAGAAGAAACCAGGGCUGAUUGCCAAACUGGCUGCACAGGCUGCUUAUCUUUAUGCUCAGGCUGUGGAGGGCGUGCAGGACAACGUAUCCAGGGCCGUAUUCGAGCGUGUAUGGUUCCUCGUGGUACAAAUCAAGCAACAUCAUUUGGCUAGUGUGGCACAAUACUAUCAAGCGGUGGCGGAUUACGAGGCCAACAGCUACGGGCAAGCAAUUGGGCGGCUGAACGCUGCGAACACCGCAAGUAAAGAGGCGAGUCGCUUGGCGAACGGUUUUCCUGGUAGUGCGCCCGCGAACAGCAAUCUCGCAUCAGAAACAGGGACGAUACUGGCAGACAUGACGAAAAAGCAGCUCGCAUCAAUACAGGAACUGCUUGCCGAGUACAAUCGGGACAACGACAUGAUCUACCACCAGCCAGUACCUUCAGAAACAAACCUGCCAAGCAUACCGAAACUGCCAGCGGCCAAGGCGAUUCCAGUGAGCGAACUCUAUCAGGGUCAAGACAUUCAGCGAAUCAUUGGUCCAGACAUUUUCCAGCGAAUCGUGCCCAUGUCAGUGACGGAGAGCGCCAGCUUGUACGAUGAGGAGAAGGCCAAGUUAAUACGAGCUGAGGGUGAGAGAGUCGAGACUGCGGAUGAUGAGCUGGCAACAUCAUUGGAUUAUCUAAAACUGCCCGGGAGUCUGAACAUCCUCAAAGGCGCCGUGGAUCAGGAAUCGAUGAGCGUUGAUGAUGAGUUCCGCAACUGGUGCAGUGAACUCGCGGGACACAAUCCGUUCGGGCCUACUUUCGACCAGCUACGAGAGGAGAAGCAGAACAUUAUGUCGACUCUCGAAACAUGUUCGAAACAGCUUGACAUGGAAGAGUCCGUGUGUGAGAAAAUGCGCAGCAAGUAUGGUGCUGAAUGGACACAGCAGCCUUCGAGUCGAUUGACACAAACAUUACGGCAGGACGCAAAGAGCUACCGAGCUGCUGUAGAGGAAGCUUCAACGAGUGAUGCACAGUUGUUCAGUACUUUCCGACAGUAUGAGUCUGAUAUGGACGAGAUGCGUUCUGCGGGCGAGACAGACGAGGCAGAUGUUUUGUACCAGCGAGCCAUGAUCAAGGCCGGCGCUGGAAAGAAGAAUGGAACAAGUCCUGGCGUGAUGGAUGAAGGCAAUCUGCUCGACGAGGAUUUCGAAGACGAAUCACGGCAGUCCGUUGCUGAGCAGAUCGAGCGCGUCGAAGCGCUGAUCCACAAGUUGCAGCUUGUAAAGCGUGAGCGCGCGCAAGUGCUGAAGGAUCUGAAGGAGAAGAUUCACAGCGACGACAUUUCAAACGUGAUCAUGCUCAACAAGAAGGCCAUCACAAGCCAGGAGAAUGCCCUUUUCAAAGCUGAGCUGGAGAAAUUCAGACCGCACCAGAAUCGUAUCCUGCAGGCUGUGCACAAGCAGUCAUCGCUGAUGAAAGAGCUCACGCGCACAUACAGCGACCUUUUACAAGACAAGCGAGUCCGCGGCGAGCAGAACAAGUACGAAGCCUUCUCGAGGCAGCGCAACUCCGUCCUUGGAAAGUACAAGAAGGUCUAUCAAGCGUACAAGGACCUUCAAGCAGGCUUGCAACGAGCGCGACAGUUCUACGAUGAGAUGCAAGAGACCGUCGACAGCCUGAAGAAGAACGUGGACUCUUUUGUGGAGAACCGCAGAUCAGAGGGCGGUCAGUUGCUCGGCGCCAUUGAAGCUGCGAAGGGCAGUGGAGCAGAACGUGAGCAGGCUCGGAUGAAAGAGCUCAUGGAGCGCAUGAGCAUCAGUCCAUCCAGCGCUCAGUCGUCAUCCCCCAUACCGGGCUUUGGUGAGCAGCGGAGUUCAGGGCAUCGUCCCCCGCCCCUCCAGCAACAAACAUAUGGGCAGCAGCAACCCCUAUACAAUCCCGCGGCCAGUCCUCCGAUCACGCCUCGGUACCAACCACAACAACAGAACGGCAGCAUGCAAUCACCUGCACCAUAUCCUACCUACUCACAACCCUCACAACAUCAACAGCCACAAUCCGCGACUUACAACCCCAACCAAUACGGCGCGAUGUCGCCUCCCGCUCACCAACAAUACUUCUCGCCGCCACCCAACCAACAAUACAAUAACUACCAGCAACCCUCUACAACACAGUAUAGCCAGCACCAGCCACAGCAACAGAACUACGGCAGCCAUCAAUCUGUGCCACAAGGCUGGCAGCCUCCGCCUCCUCCGCCGGGCCCUCCACCGAGCCAGGACUACAGUGCGAUGCAGGCGAGUGGAUAUCCUUCCGGGCCUGGAGGCUACGCGAGCCAGGAUUCGAUAAGAAGUCAGCAACAGCCAAAUGGUAGUUCAGGCGAUCCUUGGGCGGGCUUGAGUGCGUGGAAGUGAGGCAAUGAACGAGGAAAUUCUUGAUGGUAGGAGGAAACCGGGGAAGCCAAGUACAGCAGUGGAAAGGAAAAAGAAAGCAAAGCAUAGCGUGGUUUUGGGUGAUUUGUUUGACUUCAAUUCAGCACUUUUUUUUUGUGUGUUCCUGUAUUGGCCGGCGGCGGGGUCGAUGCUCGGCAUGUUUGAUGGACGGAUGAGAUACAUGUGCAUGAUGUGGAUGAAGGAGAAGACGCGUAUGUGAAGACGACUCCGCGUGCUGACGGUGUGCGGACACGUACAUUGUAUGUAUGUAGCAGACGUGAAAACAAACAUGCAAGGUUGCAAGUCUCCAUUCAUACAGUAUGUUCCUCGCCAUUUCU
Molecule: messenger RNA, 3741 nt
Organism: Cercospora beticola
Lineage: Eukaryota; Fungi; Ascomycota; Dothideomycetes; Mycosphaerellales; Mycosphaerellaceae
Gene: BRO1
Product: Bro1p
Biological process (GO): protein transport to vacuole involved in ubiquitin-dependent protein catabolic process via the multivesicular body sorting pathway
Cellular component (GO): endosome
Molecular function (GO): protein binding
Source: RefSeq, a predicted model, not a curated record